UGAUGUCAUAAGCAAUGGUGCCUUGCAUUUAACUCCUUGCAUCAACCUUGUAUAAAUUCAACAUUAAAUGCAUCAACUGGAGUUUUCUCUGGGAGGCCCGGGCACUGAUGACGUAAUUACCUAUUUGUUUUCAAGUAAUGAUUCAUGAUCUAUGUCAAUCGUACCGAUAUCUCAUUAAAAAACCUUUCUCUUCAAAGCCUUUCCACGAUUCAACCAAACAUAAAAAACAUUGGCUCAACCCCGACUGGAUACAUCUUGUAGUAUUGAAGUUAGAAUUUAGGUGUUGCAUAUUUAAUACUAUAACUUUAAUAUCAUAGUUGAGGUUACUUCAAUGAUGAAAACUAGAGCAAUAUAGAUACUCAAAAGCAAAACAAAGCGAGUGGAAUAUUUUGCAAAGCAGAAUCUAUAAAAAAUUGGAAUAAAAUUACUAAAAUCUACAAUAUAUUGUCACAAAUAUGAAUACAAAUCAAAUUGAAUAAUUUACAUAAAAAAGGAUGUGUGAAGGUUAUGCAACCACUUUGAUUAUCUUUUUCGACAAGGGGGGAUAAAUUUCACACUCAAAUCUUGCAAAUCUUUGUUUUCAUAACAGCGAUAUAAUUUACUCUCUGUAAAACCCAUCAUGUAAGCAAAAAAUUUCGAAACAUCGCCUUCAGCGUCAAGGUAACCCCCCUGAAAAUGUUGUACGAUUCUUUAACAAUGUCAAGACAGGUGCUACAGAUCAGUGGCUGAUAUAAAUUUGAAUGCCGCUCCAUCUGAGUGCAAUCUUAUUGCAACAAGCAUACAGUCAUGAAGUCUGAUCUCAAGUUUCUCGUUCCGCUAUCCAUUUCCGUUGUCCUCUUGAACAGCUUGGCAAUAUUUGUCACAAUAUCGACACGUGCUGAACGGCGCAAAUCCACGACACUUACCCUCGUAAGUCUAAUGGUGAGUGACAUUCUCGUUGGAGCUGUCGUAAUUCCGAUGCGCAUUAUCGAAAUACUACUGCUGCAAAGUGCUGCAUUUCCGUACAUAUACGCAUAUAUAUUGUUCGUUGCCGUUUUUAAUGUCGCUUUCUUGGCAUGGGAUCGCUACGCGAGCAUUGCGAGGCCACUUUGGAGGCGGCAAAUUGGCAAUGGCAAGAUGAUAACAAUCCUUUUAAUGAGCUGGGCUGUGCCAGCAUUGAUCAGCUUUUUGCCGUUUUGCUGGACACAUUCACCUCGCUAUCAGGAAACAAUGAAGAAAAUCUACAGAUACUUCUUGGUUGCCAUACUCCUAACGACCGUAGUCACGGUUGUGAUGCUCCAGCUUUUCGUCAUGCAUCGCUUGUAUAUAUUUUGGAGAAGUAACAAACAAGGCAAGCAGCAAGUGCUUACACGCGCAUCGAAACACGGAUCGGCCGACCAUUCAUUCAAGAGAAAACUCACAUCCACAAUACUGGUUAUUUCCGUAACGAUGAGUACAGUGGCUACCUGGCUGCCGACCAUCAUACUGAACUUUCGCCCAGAAUGGAUCACAACGUGGGUUGCUAAACUAUCACUCUACUCGUUUUUUAUCAACUCUCUAGUGGACCCUAGUCUCAUCCUGCUCUUUAAUUUCCGCUUAUUCAUGCGCGCGCGGAGGCAACGGGGAAGAAAGUGGUGGAAUACGGCACGGUCGAACGGCUUUCCGCAAACCGAGGUAAUAAAGCUUAGGAGCGUCAGUCGAUGAAUAUAUACAGAACAUGAUGGCCUUAACAACCUGUACGUCAAUACAACAUCAAUAGUUAACUUAAGCAAAGGUGAGGAAGUCAAUAUAUAACGAGCUGUAGAGACAUGAUCUAAAUUGUUGCCAAAGAAUAGUUAGUAUGCUUUGAAUGUUCUGUAUGAAAGUUGCGAUAAGACGAUUUGAUUAGCUUUACUUCGUUAGAUUAAUUAAGUUGCAUAAUGCCUUGCCAUCGAAUUAUACAUUUGAUCUUUACUUAGAUGUUUUGCUUUAUGUAAAUGCAAGCUUUUAUCCUCGCACAAACCCUGUAAUUAUAGCACCGUUUUUCGAAAUCGAUAUGUUAUAGGCAAGGAUUAAAAGCACCGUUAAAAACUAGGGAAUCAAUCUUUCACCCAAGCCGCAUUAAGAAAAUUUUCGUACAGCUAAACCAAAACUGCGGAAAUUUUUUAGCUUGCAAUGAUAAACACCCACCACAUGGUGUAUUCACCCAGUGCAAUAAUGCGCCGAUGACGCAAAUGUUAAUGAGAACGAGAUCAUGUUUGAAAUAUAAAGCGAUGUGAUGUUGGUUGUUUUUUAAUACGAACAACAGGAAACAUUCAUGGGUCCCACGAUAAGAACGACCUUUAACUUGAUCUCGAAGAGAAGAUAUAUACAAUACUAAAAUAACAGCAAAAUUAAAGCCUGGCAAUCUUUCGUACAGGAGUGAAAAACAACGCAGCGUUGAAUAUACAAGACAAAGAAUGGACACAUGUUCCAUUAAAGGGCCAUCACCCCAUCCCCACUGUAUAUAAAUGUAAAUUCUUGAGCAUUGUAGCUGAAAUAGUUCAUGAAAAGUAAAUAUACGAAAGUUUACUGCUCGUUUAUGUAACAUUAAAAUGUGAACGCUUUCGGGAAAAAUGUUUAUAUGAACACGUGAACGUGUUUGCAUAAAGUGGUUAGAACAGUCAAAGUUAUUGUACACUGGCAAUGCGUAAACUGAAACGCAUUCAGUCGAAUUACGCGAUGUAAUUUACUUUUAACUUUUUAGCAACUUCAGCAAUUUUAUUUGAUGUUCGUCUACUUGAGUAUUUUCUACUCAGAUAAAAAUUGAUUGUAUAUAUGAAGUAGCUGAGCGCAUUCGGUGUCAAUCUUUGACCAAUAGCCUGCCAGAUUCAAGGGUCGAAAAAACUUCUAAUGCAACAAUAAUAUGAAUCAUCUACUUUACAAACAUCUGCCCUUCUUCCAUAUGAUCGAACUGAUUUUGUAAUGCAACCGAAACUCUUCAGCAGGCCAAAACAAAACACCAUAUGUAAAUAUAACAUCUAUAAAAAAAAUCUGCUGAUCGAUGCAAUCGACUUCAAAAUCUAGUCAAAAUAUUCCGCGGAAAUCCCAUCUGGAUACAAAACAGGUUUAGCAGAACAUCAGCAAAUUGAUCGAUCGUUCGAUGAACAAUUAAAUGACCGGGCAACUUGUUGAAAGCGGAUCGAAAAACAGAUCGGUACAAACAGAGGCGGAUGUAAGUGGCUGUAAGUAAGCGGGAUUUAAUUACUGGAUUUUUUGUCACAACUUUCAGGGGACUGUGAACUUUGGAAAACCCCAAUUUUAAAAUUCAGUUUUUAACUUCAAAAAAAAUAAAACAAGAAGACAAACAAAUCAACUUUACUUCAUCAUUUUCUUACUAUUGACCACUAAAAAAUGCUUUUUACAGAUUCGAAGCAAAAGUUACCAAAGAAAACAAAAUAUUUGGGGUAUUGCACCCUCCACAGCCCCCGGUUAAUCCGUUCCUGGAUACAAAAAUGAACUAACAAGACAAAAAACUAAUUCUAAACAGGCAAGGAAAACGACAAGAGAGUUCAUAAACAUAUUCUGAUAGAGACACUGCGGGCGACUAGAUUCUUGAAAGAGACAAAGUGAGAGAGAGGCACAGUGACGCAGUAGCCCAACGUAUGUUGAGUGUUUAGGAACAAGUAAGAAUUGUUGUUCUAAGGCCGCCAAGAACCCCUUGAUUGACAACGAACAUAGACACGGGCCCUUUAAUAUGCCCGGGCCCCUAAAUUUGCCCGGGCCUUUAAAUGUGCCCCGGCCAUCCUCCCCUGUAGGCGAUCGAAGUUGUUCCUGGAUACAUUGGAGCCUCAUAUAACGGACGCCGUUCGGACCUUUGUAAUUCUCCGUUGUAUAAAAGUGUCCGUUGUAUAGAGGUGUCCGUUGUAUAGAGGUGUCCGUUGUAUAGAGGUGUCUGUUCUAAAGAGGUGUCCGUUGUAUAGAGGUGUCCGUUGCUGAGAGAUGUCCGUUGUAUAGAGGUGUCCGUUGCUGAGAGGUGUCCGUUGCUGAGAGGUGUCCGAUGCUGAGAGGUGUCUGUUGUAUAGAGGUGUCUGUGUAUAGAGGCUCCACUGCAUAUCAAGGAUGUACAUUUAUGGUUUUUUAAAGCAACCUUUUUGCUCACAAAACAAGGCAAACGGCCCUUUGUUGGCAAUUAGUGGUAACAUAAUACCAAUUACUGAAGAAGCGAAUUUCAUUCACUUGAAAGCGAGUGGAUUAAUACAAAUCGCUGAAACAGACUUUGUUUUCCUCGUGUGCUCAUCCAAUCAACGUAUGUAUGACCACGCCUGCUUACUAUGCAGAAAAUCCAAACUCGAUUACAACUUCACGUACCAAAUG
Rhopilema esculentum is the source of this 4314-nucleotide messenger RNA. RefSeq lists its product as uncharacterized. Gene Ontology annotation, biological process: G protein-coupled receptor signaling pathway. Lineage: Eukaryota; Metazoa; Cnidaria; Scyphozoa; Rhizostomeae; Rhizostomatidae. The record is from RefSeq and is a predicted model, not a curated record. Gene Ontology annotation, cellular component: plasma membrane. Gene Ontology annotation, molecular function: G protein-coupled receptor activity.